CUGUGUGAAGCAGUUCUACCUCCUGCAUAGGAUCCCAUUCAUACUACAGAUGUUUGGAACAGUUGCACCACUUCUAGAAGCAAGGCAUUCUAAAGAGCAACCUAUGGUGUCUGCAGAGUGUCUGUUCCAGCUGGUCCUGUCCCUGGGACACACCUGUCAUGACCCUGUCAACCUGCUGGACCUGCUGGAGGGUGGGAGACCAUUACAGACUCUGGACUAUUUCUAUGCAGAUGACCCCCCAGACAUGACUAUUAUAGAGGCCAUCAAUGUGUGCAUCACUGUGGUGGCCUAUGCUGCCGACUCACUGCGCAGUAUUCAAAUGCUGUGUGUGCUGGAAGCUCUGGUCCCUUUCUACAUGCGAUAUCUGAUGAAACAAACCAGCCGGAGAGACAGCAUUAGUGCUGCUAAAGAAGAGCUGACAAGUAUUGAACAGCUGGCUGUUUCCAUGGAGGCACUGACACAAAGCUGUGAACCAUUCAAUAGGACCAUCAAUACCACCAUGUGGCGCUCCAAUGAUACAACAGGUUCUGUCAACAAAAGGAAGACCAAUGCCCUGUCUGCUUCUAAAACCCUGGUGCCUCCAACGUCGGCCAGACAGACUCUGGGCAGGGAGGCUGGGAAGGAGGAGGAUGAUGAGCUGAAAGUCAGAUUUAAGGAGGAUCCCAGGAGGCUCCAGUAUGAACAGAAUGUUCAGAGCACGCCGGGUCACUACGAGUUUCACCGCCCCAGGGAGGCCUUCCUCAACGUCAUCGUGGAGUACUUUGUGGGCAGCAAAUCCAGAUUCAAACACCUGCGCAGAAUGUUGGACCCACGGUUCCAGGUCCCAGAGCUACUCAGUACCAAGAGUCACAUAAGGAUUGUGGAAAUUUUGGAUAGUUUUUUGAGGACUGCAACAGACGACCCCCUAAGUUUAGGAUCAGUUGGACUGCAAAGGUACUUUACGGACAUGCUGCCCAUCAUAGACUGGUCUGUUCCGUCCAAGCGGCCGGCACUGGUUCUCCUGCUCAGGAAACUGGAGAGGAUGUUCAGCAGGAUCUACAAGAGACCAUCUUUAAGGUGUCACCUGGAUUGGGACUCUGCGACCAACCUGCUGAAAGGAGUCUACUUCACACUCACCAAACAGAACAUCAUCGCACAUCUGCCGCAGCUAAAUCUGUUGGUGACGGUAUGUGUGAACCUGCUGCUAGCUGAUGUGUCUAGUGCACCUGGAGAGGGACUCACCAUCCUGCAGAUGAGCUCCCCCGGCAUCAGCGCCCUCAUGGCUCCUCCUCCCGGCUUCUGUGCAGUCAUCAUCAGACUGGCAGCCGCACAGAUCCAGUUUCUCAAGAAUGAUCUGACCCUGGACCAAGGUCUGCGAGGGUUUGUCAGUGACCCUAGCCAGGAGAAGGUGGACUCCUCCAUGCUGAACUUGAUGCUUCCACUGCUGAUCAGAGUUGGGACAGGAAACAAAGAUAUUCCCAGGAUCAGCCGGAUGGACAUCCUUUAUGCCGUGAGCACAUUCCUGGGAAUCCUGAUCCCGGCUAAAGACGUGACUUCUCACCUGCAGCGGUCAGGCAGCAUCACCGCCAGUCUCACAAGUUUCUCCCUGGCAGGAGACCACGCAGCGGCAGCCUGCUCCACCAUCACUCCCUUCAUCGCUGUUCUAGGUUUGAAAAUCUUACUUACGUGCUUCUCCAAGAACUUGACAGAGGAAUGGGGCAUGUUGUCUGCAGCACUGCAGGAGUUUGAAGUGGCGUUCCAUCCAGUUGGAACCGGUGGCCUGGCAUUUCUGGACCUGAUGGACUUUCUAGUGACAAAAAGACCUCCAAUAUUUGUGCUGCUGAAGCCUUUUCUCCUCAUACAACUCUCGAAGGUGGCCGUUUUGACGGAGCAGGAAGGUUUGCUGCAGGACCGUCUGCAGGAGAAGCUGUACGGGUCCAGUCAUCUGUCUCCUGCUCACGCCAGGGGGAACUGGGACGUCCUGCACGAUCUGUUCCAGGAGAUGAAACAACUUCGUGAUAUCGCCAUCAGCGGAAAAGGAUCAGAGUUCUUUGGCUGUUUUCCUGUUUCCAGUGAUACAUGUAACAUUACCAACAGAGGGUCAAAGAAUUCUGUUGAAACUUCCACUCAUCCUGACAGUAUGAAGCGCUCAAAAAAAGUGUUGCUGGAGGACUGUAAUGCCUACAGUCGGCGUACCAGCACAGUCAGCUCACAGGUGUAUCUCCAUCCACGAUCCGUCCUCCGCGACUCUGUCCGCAGCGAGCCUACUCCACGUUCAAGAGGAGCGGACAUCAGUCACCGGCCAUGGCACCGAUCAUCAAGAGGUUUGGCAGAUGACAGUGUUUGGUCAGGCAGAGCACGCUCCAUGGCAGGCCACUCACCUCAAGCAUCAUGGGAGAAGGCAGAAUCCAGAGGAGCGUCAACUACCAACAAGAAGAUGUCCCUGCUCCACCCCACACACUUUGAAACUGGGGACUAUGCGGACCAGUCUCCUAUGUCCACAAAGUCGUAUGGAGGAGCAUCGUUCACGGGCAUCGCUCCCAUAGCGGAGACAGAGAGCGCGUUUGGACUGUACAGUUCUGAUGAGGGGGAGGGGAACAGCAUGAGGGGCAGCCCAACUGUCGCUGGACUCAUGGAAGAUUAGGCCACAAUUUAAUUUCUUGGUUAACGGGUUUUUCUAGAAAAGUAAUGGAGUGGGCGGUCGAAAAAUAAUUAAAAUAAAA
Molecule: messenger RNA, 2702 nt
Organism: Branchiostoma belcheri (Belcher's lancelet)
Lineage: Eukaryota; Metazoa; Chordata; Leptocardii; Amphioxiformes; Branchiostomatidae
Product: protein unc-80 homolog
Exons: 20
Coding region: 50-2623 (857 amino acids)
Biological process (GO): monoatomic cation homeostasis
Cellular component (GO): axon; cation channel complex
Molecular function (GO): monoatomic cation channel activity
Source: RefSeq, a predicted model, not a curated record